Messenger RNA from Plasmodium fragile, 1422 nucleotides. RefSeq lists its product as uncharacterized. The transcript has 2 exons. Bases 1 to 1422 code for a protein of 473 amino acids. Lineage: Eukaryota; Apicomplexa; Aconoidasida; Haemosporida; Plasmodiidae. The record is from RefSeq and is a predicted model, not a curated record.
AUGAGCAAGCUGAACUACGAAAAUGGAAAGCCGCACAUUGAUGCAGGCGUUGUGAAUUACUUCAAGGGAAUUCGGGAGGAAUUCCCCUUCUUCAAGAGGGAAAACUGCCCCGCGUACUUCGACAGUGCGGCCACAACGCAAAAGCCGGAAUGUGUGAUAAAGAAACUGACCCAGUUUUAUGCCAGCGAGAAUGCCAACAUCCACCGAGGGAUUUAUAAAUUGAGCCUGGACGCGACGAACAGCUACGAACAAGUGAGGAAGAAGAUAAAAAACUACAUCAACUGCGAAAGGGAGGAUGAAAUUGUAUUCACGAGCGGCACGACCCACGGGCUGAACCUCAUUUGUAGCAUGUUGAUGGACAAAGUAAUACAAAAAAAGAAAGACGAAAUAUACCUGACGUACCUGGAACACCACUCCAAUCUGGUUCCCUGGCAAGAACAAGUAAAGAGAAAAAAAAAAGGAAAAAUCAAAUACAUCCCUCUAAAGAGUACCGGCUACAUUAACAUUAACAAGUUACGAAAAAGGAUUAACAAAAACACCAAAGUGAUUUCAAUAAGUCAUGUAUCAAAUGUGUUAGGAAAUGUUCAAAAAUUGUCUCGAAUUAUAAGGGCAGUAAGGGAGGUAAACAAAAAUAUAAUUAUCAUUGUAGACGCUGCGCAAAGUUUUGCACACAUAAAAUAUGACCUCAAACGGAUGGAAGAAAAUAAUUCUUGUCCUGAUGUGCUAAUCGCAUCGGGACAUAAAUUCUGUGCACCUUUGGGCUGUGGUUUUAUUUACUUAAAAAACACCUUAACAUGUUCAUACAAAUUUAACCCACUUUUGUACGGAAGCAACAUGAUAACAACUGUUGGUAAAUAUGAAUCAGAGUUUGUGUCCUCUCCACAUCUUUUCGAGUCUGGCACACAGAACAUCGCGGGGAUCAUUUCCAUGGGGGUCGCCAUUGACUUUGUGAACAAGAUCAACAAGAGCCUUCUUUGCCGUUACGAGAUGUACCUGUACGAUACUCUCAUUUAUUAUUUGGGUCAGCAUUUGCAGCGUGGUUUGGUGCAGCUCCCUGGGGGGGAAGAGAUAGACGUGAUUAGCGGUAUCCUUCCUGACCAAAGCAGCGAGAAGGAUCAGUGUAGACUGUACAUCCACAACAGCCGAAAGGGCAAAGGAAAAAAAGUACCCAUACUACCCCUGUGGUCAGACCAGUUUACCUCCUUCGACUUGGUAACCUUCCUGGACUUCAAAAAUGUGUGCAUCCGGUCUGGUCACCACUGCGCUUCCCUAGUGCUCAAGGAGUUCUUGCGCAUACCCGAUUGCGCACGCGUUUCCCUUUUUUUUUAUAACACACCCGAGGAGGUUCAGUACCUGGCUGAGCAGAUCGCGUCCGUUGCGCGAAUGCUGAGUGGGAUGAGAGGGGGUGGAGCGGCCACGUAG